AUGAAUUCGAACAUCGAUAUUCAAAACUCAACAAAGAAAGAAAUACCCAAACCAAUACCGACUGAAGAUUCAAAAUCAACACCAAUCCUGAAAAAAUGUGUUUGGAGGCCCGUCUUGGGCUCAGCAUUGGGGGUUCCAUGGCCAACUUUGAGUCAAGAUGCAGCUGAACAAGUCUUGGAAGGUGUAACGGAAAUUCUUAGGGAUUUUACAUCACAAGUUAAUUCAUUGGGAUUAAAACAAAACGCGACUCGGAAACGUAAGACCAAGCGGAAACAUAUGGAUGACACCGCAAGCCGAACUCUAUCAAGAAUAUCUGAUAUUCAAGCGAUGGACGCUGAUGUAGUUCAAGACGAUCCCUGUCCUGAACAAACGAGCGACGCGAGUUGUCCGCCUGCCACCGGAAUGUACGACGAUCGCCUUUCCGAAUUCAGGAAUCGCGUACCAGACACAAAGGAUCAAACGAUAAUCUCAUCUCCGCCGACGGAUCCAAAACUUGGCAUGAAUUUUACUCCGCCGAUUGAUGCGAAAUCAAAUAAUAUGGCAAACCUUGAUCCGAUACCACCGCAAGCCACCGAAACCUCAACAUGUGGAACAAAACUGGCCGAACGGCUUUGCUUUCGCAGAGAAAGGACAAAGUCAAAGGAUCAGGUGAUCGUGGGCAUCAAAGUCAUCACUCAGAUGCUGGAAAGUAGAAUACGUGAAUUGCAAAGCUCAACUCCUCGAAUCACGUCCAAGCCCAAGACACCUACCCUUGAAACAAGGAACGGAUCUGUGGAGCCGGAUGACGCGCCUUUUAAGAGGCAGUACAUAUUUGUAUGUAGAGACGACCUAAAUCCGACAAGUGUGGUCGAUCAUCUACCUCUCAUGAUUGCUUCCUUAAAUCGUAUGCUAUUGUCAUGGAAGCCUUCUUCUGCAGCUGAUCAAGCCAAACAAAACUCUGCUUGGUAUCUCAUCUCACUCCCCCGAGGCUCGAGUGCAAAACUUUCUCUAGCCUUGGGUAUCAAGCGAACUGCUGCCGUGGCGAUCUCGGGUUCUACACCGGGAUUCAAUGAAUUGAUUAGUCUCUACCUCACCUGA
This is a messenger RNA of Melampsora larici-populina 98AG31, 1077 nucleotides long. RefSeq lists its product as uncharacterized. Gene Ontology annotation, biological process: rRNA processing; intronic box C/D snoRNA processing; tRNA processing. The record is from RefSeq and is a predicted model, not a curated record. Gene Ontology annotation, cellular component: nucleolar ribonuclease P complex; cytosol; ribonuclease MRP complex. The transcript is spliced from 4 exons. Gene Ontology annotation, molecular function: ribonuclease MRP activity. Bases 1 to 1077 code for a protein of 358 amino acids. NCBI's taxonomy places the organism in Eukaryota, Fungi, Basidiomycota, Pucciniomycetes, Pucciniales, Melampsoraceae.